Spea bombifrons (plains spadefoot toad) is the source of this 786-nucleotide messenger RNA. RefSeq names its product cellular repressor of E1A stimulated genes 1 (gene CREG1). The record is from RefSeq and is a predicted model, not a curated record. Bases 44 to 637 code for a protein of 197 amino acids. NCBI's taxonomy places the organism in Eukaryota, Metazoa, Chordata, Amphibia, Anura, Pelobatidae. The transcript is spliced from 4 exons.
UGGGUAUACCAGGCUGUCACUGCCCGGUAUCUUCUCAGUCACUAUGUCACGGACGAACGCUUUUCUCGGUAUCUUGGUCCUGGCCGUGCUAUGUGUGCGGUCUCCGUGCUCCGCUUCCCUCAUACCGCCACGGAAUGACACCGCCCGGGUGGCUCGCUAUGUGGUGCAUCACUGUGACUGGGGUGCAAUGGCCACCAUCUCUUCACACGAGUCUGUCAGGGGACAGCCUUUCGCUAACGUGUUCUCUGUGAGCGAUGGGCCCCUGAGGGCCAGCACCGGAGUGCCAUACCUGUACCUCACACUCAUGGAAAUCUCCGUGCAGGACUUGCAGGUGAACCCAAAUGCGUCUAUAACGUUGUCAUUGGCUCAGACCCAUUACUGCAAAAAAGAAGGCUAUGACCCUCAGAGCCCACUGUGUGCCCAUGUUAUACUGUCUGGGGCCAUUCAGAAGGUGGAUGACACCGAGACCGACGCCGCCAAGUUAGCUUUGUUCAGCCGGCACCCCGAAAUGGCCAGCUGGCCCCGUGACCACAACUGGUUCUUCGCCAAACUCAACAUCACAAACAUCUGGGUGCUGGACUAUUUUGGUGGAAUCAAGACUGUGACACCAGACGAAUAUUACAAAGCAAAACCUUAAUUCAAUUACUAUUGGAGCUGAGGAUCCAAACCAUUGUUGGGAGAGUUUUCAAGCAGCCUGCACGUGUUUUGAUUUUGCUUUCGUUUUUCAGCAUCGACCUUUAGAUCGAAGUCUGCAAAUAUUUAAUCAGGAGAGUUCCAUCUUUUUCA